ACUGCUUCACUGUAGUUGGAUCCAAUUUAAAAAAAAUAAUAAGGGGAAACAAUACCAGUAACUUGCGGUUAUAGAUAUCCGCUCGUUUUAAAAAAUGAGUUGUAAUGUUAUGUAAGAUAAAGUGAUUUUUUAAGUAAGAGGGAUAUUUUCCCCACCAAAAAAAAAAAAAAAAAAAGCUAUAUCAACAAUUUGGAGGACUCUCGGCUGUUUGAGGUUAAUUGUGCCAGUAUGGACAAGUCUCACCUUUCCAGCCCUAAUGACAUUAUCAUGACGAGUUCAACAGGCCCAUACCCACAGGAACCCCUCACUCCCCCCAGGCCCAACCACCACCACUCCUCGUCAUCUUUAUCUUCGCCUUCACCCUCAUCGUCCUCCUCGCCCCUCAAGCCCAAUCAGGUCGGCCAAGUGGUCCUGUAUGGCGUUCCGAUUGUGUCGUUGGUCAUCGAUCACAACGAGAGACUUUGCCUUGCGCAGAUUUCAAACACACUGCUCAAAAACUACAGUUACAAUGAAAUCCAUAACCGGCGCGUGGCACUGGGCAUCACCUGCGUCCAGUGCACUCCUGUCCAAUUGGAAAUCCUCCGCCGUGCCGGGGCGAUGCCCAUCUCGUCACGUCGCUGUGGCAUGAUCACCAAACGAGAGGCAGAGCGCCUUUGCAAGUCCUUCCUGGGGGAGAACAUGCCUCCGAAACUGCCCGACAACUUUGCCUUUGACGUGACCCACGAGUGCGCCUGGGGUUGCCGUGGCAACUUUAUUCCUGCGCGUUACAACAGUUCACGGGCCAAAUGCAUCAAGUGUUCCUUCUGCAACAUGUACUUCUCCCCAAAUAAGUUUAUUUUUCAUUCCCACCGCACGCCGGACGCCAAAUACACCCAGCCCGAUGCUGCCAACUUCAAUUCGUGGCGGCGACACCUCAAACUUAGCGACAAACUUCCGGCAGACGAAUUAGUUUACGCUUGGGAAGAUGUGAAGGCUAUGUUCAACGGAGGAAGUCGGAAAAGGGCGUUGCCCUCGGCAGGCCACUGUCAUUCUAUGGGUCCUAUGAAAACCGUAGGCUCGGUGAUGCCUCACAUGAUGGGAGGCGACAUUAAUGCUCAGAAAAGAGCCCACUUUGAUGAUGAAGACGACCUUGAAGGAGGUGGUUUGUCUCCCCGUAAGACACCGCGUAGUUACCCUGUCAUCCCUGUACCUAGCAAAAGCUUCGGCAUGCUCCAAAAGUUCCCCCCAACAUCGCUUUUCCCAUCGCCGUACCCUUUCCCGGCAUUCGGCCUCUGUCAGCAGAAAAAAGAGGACAGUGAGGUUUCAACCGGACACAAAGGAACAGGACUGUCGGGUCUUUUGUGGCCCGGACGUAAGGAUGCUUUUUAUCCUCCUUUUUGCAUGUUUUGGCCUCCGAGGGCAGCGGGUGGGAUCCCCGUGCCUACAUACCUGCAGCCUCAGCCUAGCCUUUCUUCCCUGGCUGACAAUCCCUCCCUGAGGCAGGCCUUCCUGGACCUGUCCGACUCCUCUGAACCUGUAACUGGCAACAGUGUUAGCACAAAUAUGACCCCCAACAGCGGAAGCGUCGCAUCUAGAUCUGGUCUCUUUGACCCUGAUUGUUCAAUGGUAACCCCUGACCUUCGGCCUGUGACUUCAGAAAGUUGGCUCAAACUAUUAGACAACCCAACACUCCAAACCAGAAAGCCCAGCUAUGGUUCAGCCUUCCGCCCUGUUGUCAAGGAUGCAGAGAGUAUCGCUAAGCUCCACAGCAAUGGAGGAGGUGUCGCCGGGGUGACGGAUGACGAGUCGGGGGUCAUUGUGGCCGGGUCGGACUGCCACCCGCGGCUGUCGCCCAGCAGCAGCUGUAGUUAUGGUAGUGAAAGCGGGGGCGAAGGAGAAGUGGAGGGAGGGGAAAGUGAGGAAGAUGGAGAGGUGGAUGUGGAGUCCUCUAAACAGGAAGACGAAGAAGAAGAGGGGGGCUUCACAAGGCGGCCCCCACAGACUCAAACAAACCUGUUCCUGCCCACGGUGAGCAACAGUGAGGAUCAGGAGAAGGAGAGGGGGAGUGUUACAACGUAUCCCGGCGCUUCCCCUCCCUCCUCUUUGGACCCCGUCCGUCAGGAGUCCCCCAGCCUGCCCGCCUCUUCACCCGCCAGCUUGCCGCUCCCGAGCUCCAGCCCGGUGCACAGAGAAGACACUUCUUACAAAAACGUGGACAAAAACAGAAAUGAAGGACUACCUGCCUACGCAACCAAAGACUCCAUGUCAGAUGAGAAUAAAGAGCAGAACGGCUUCUUUGGUGCCGAAAAUGAGACAUCAGCGCCGGACUACUGGAGGGAAAAUACAGGCGACCAAAGUCAAGGGAGUUCGUCUCCUGUGCAGCUAAAGAAGGAUGUAGAGAAUAUGGAGAAAGAAGAGCUCCAGAAGGUACUCUUGGAGCAGAUCGACUUCAGGAGGAGACUGGAGCAAGAGUUUCAUGCUCUGAAGGGAACCUCCCCAUUUCCUGUCUUCCAUAAUUUCCAAGACCAGAUGAAAAGAGAGCUUGCCUACAGAGAAGAGAUGGUUCAGCAUUUACAGAUGAUUCCGUACGCAAACAUUAUUAGAAAAGAAAAGAUCACCUCCCAUCUUAAUAAGUAGCUAAAAGGCUGGAAAAACACAUUUGGGCCGAAGAAUUCAGAGGAACUUCUAUCCAAAUUAUGAUCAUCUACAUGGAAGAAAAAUACAUUUUAAAGUAUAAUGCUGACAUUUCUUUGGUUUGUUUGCACCUGACAUGUUUGUGCUCUUCCCUGCAACUGAUUUCCUAAAAGAGAAACGCAUUCAUGACCUCAGACAAGCAUCAGCAGUCAGACUCAAAAGAAACAACCAGGACCCUCUGUGAAUUUACCUGGUGAAUUUAAAGGAUAAUCUACUGAGGUUUAACUACCUGACUUUUUUUUUUUUUUUUUUUUUUUAAAGAUACACAGAGUAAGAUUUGGCUGACACGGUUUUGUUCUACAGAUUCUGAACUGCUGCUCUAAAUAAACAUUGGACAGGGAUGGCCCUCAUGCAAAUACAGUUGAUGUAUUUACUAUUUUUGUGGCUUUAAUAAUAUUAAACGGCCUAAUAGCCAUAAAUUACUGUGAAAGUUGUCAUCACACAGGAAAUGUUACCUCAAAAAAUAUAAUUUAAUCAAAGUAUACUACAGAUAAGUAUCUUGAUAGUACCUUUUUUCCUGUAUAAUUCCACAGAUACUUUAUAAAAAAUAAAAAAAUUAAUAAUACAUUAAUUGAAGGUUUUGCUUUCAUACAAAGGCAGUGAUUAGUAUGCUGCCUUUUUAAUGGGUUUGUGGUGUCUGCAGAUGCUAAAUAGAGAUACAUUUUAUAUACUGUAAUGAAUUUGUAAAAUAUCCAAACUAACUUGUACAUAAUGUUCUGUGAGAGUAUUCAUCCUCACAGUCUGUGUGUAUGUUUUCCACUUCAUUUUUUCAUUUCUUUCAUUUAUCAUUUCAGUAUUGGGGCUAAGACCCUGACUUUAAGCAUAUGAUUAUUACAAAGGACCUAUGACGAUGCUGUCAGUUGUAUUUCACAAAGUGUAAAAUGACACGUCAUUCAUGAUGUUUAUAUCGGACGAACCAAAUGGACGAAGUUGUCAUUUGCUGAUGAAAAUGUUCUAAUUAUAAACUGCAGAUGUAUUUAAAUUAAAUAACCAAUGUUCCUAUUCUCUUCGAUUUACUCUAUGUGUAAAUUAAAAGACUACAAAUAGAUGGUUUAAUAAUUGGAUUUUUUUUUUUUAUUCUCAUCAUUUGCAUGCCCUUCAAAUUAGAAGUAACUCAUGUCAGAAAAUACACCCAAGAAUACUGCAAUUUGUUGUAAUAAUAACAAUGUAAGAAUCACAGACACAUACAAAAUCACCUUCAGGAAAAUAAAACGUUGAAUUUUUUUGUUUGCUUUUUUAAAAAUUCUUUUUUCAACGAUGGUACUCGUAUUUACGAUGAUUGUGGUCGAUUUACGACCCUAGUUUAC
This is a messenger RNA of Corythoichthys intestinalis (scribbled pipefish), 3980 nucleotides long. It is a transcript of the gene skor2, whose product is annotated as SKI family transcriptional corepressor 2. The transcript has 9 exons. Gene Ontology annotation, molecular function: DNA-binding transcription factor activity, RNA polymerase II-specific; SMAD binding; RNA polymerase II cis-regulatory region sequence-specific DNA binding. The coding region runs from base 229 to 2616 and encodes 795 amino acids. The record is from RefSeq and is a predicted model, not a curated record. NCBI's taxonomy places the organism in Eukaryota, Metazoa, Chordata, Actinopteri, Syngnathiformes, Syngnathidae. Gene Ontology annotation, cellular component: transcription regulator complex; nucleus. Gene Ontology annotation, biological process: negative regulation of transcription by RNA polymerase II; negative regulation of BMP signaling pathway.